AUGUUUCAGAUCGGCGUUCUCAACCAAACUUGCACAGGCGGUUUUGGGUUCAGAAAAACAUGCCCAGAUGGUUGGCUUAAACGUUUAUCAUCAUGCUAUUACUUCGCAAAAUCAAGUGUCACCUGGGACCAUGCCAGAUCCAUUUGUCAAUCUCAUGGUGGUGAUUUAUUUGUUCCUGAUGAUAGCACUGAACAAUUGGAGAUAUGGAACCUCUCUCGAGCUUUGUAUUUACCAUGGAUUGGUGUAAAAUUGCCCUAUGCUAACGCCAAUGCUUUUUAUACAGUUCAUGAUGUGCCAGUAUCCUACUCUAAUUUUCAAUAUCCUGAGCCAAACAACCUUCAUUCAGAACUUUGUGUCCUACUUUACGAACACAUUAAUGCAUGGAAUAAUAUUCCAUGUGACCAUGAUCGCGACUACAUAUGUGAGCGAGAUCAAAUCGCAUAA
Paramuricea clavata is the source of this 444-nucleotide messenger RNA. The record is from the annotation of a GenBank genome assembly. NCBI's taxonomy places the organism in Eukaryota, Metazoa, Cnidaria, Anthozoa, Malacalcyonacea, Plexauridae.